Acyrthosiphon pisum (pea aphid) is the source of this 1079-nucleotide messenger RNA. Its product is annotated as DET1- and DDB1-associated protein 1-like. Lineage: Eukaryota; Metazoa; Arthropoda; Insecta; Hemiptera; Aphididae. The record is from RefSeq and is a predicted model, not a curated record. The transcript has 6 exons. Gene Ontology annotation, cellular component: Cul4-RING E3 ubiquitin ligase complex. Gene Ontology annotation, biological process: positive regulation of proteasomal ubiquitin-dependent protein catabolic process. Bases 524 to 958 code for a protein of 144 amino acids.
AAAAGAUAAAACCUUAUCGACAAUAGACUUCGGGAAUAGACCUCGUUGCUCGAAUUCGAUAUUAUACUUAGGUCGCAUUCACUAUUCGAUGUUUAUAUUAUCAUUGUAACGCAUGCGAUAAAUACGUCGCACAGUAAGUUAUUAAUGAAUUUAAAGGAUUGGAAAAGCUCGCUCGUACACCUGCCUCCAAACAGUCCAAACAAACAACUGCGGUGCUUGUAAACCACGACUGAGAUAGUCGGUGAUGUAAACAAACAAAUCUUCACGAGAAAAAAAAUUAAAAACGACUUAGAUAUAUACUGCAACUACCGUUUUGUAUUACGAACCCUUUCCAAAUGUCGGCAAUUGGUUACACGAGAGGAUUAUGUGACUUCUACCAGUGACAGAGACCACGACCUUAAUAUCCAAUUAUCCAUCAGUCAUCAACCAUCACCUACCUGCUGCAGACCGACUGCAAUUCCGAUUUUUUAGAACAGUUUCCACACACUUUUCCGUGCUCAUUUUUGACUACGUAGCUUCCGACAUGUCUAUAAACGAAUUCUUCGAUGGCUUAACAUCCUAUGACGAACGCAAUUUUUCUAGAUUCGUUUCAAAAAAUAGUGAAAGGAAGCCUUCACCAGUUUACAUAAAAACAAAAGACGAACCUUCCGAACAAAUUAUUGUUAAUGACAAUUCACAUCUGUUACUGCAGUAUUUACAUAAACAAUGGGAUAAAGAGAAUGGAUGUAAAAAAAGGGCAUUGGUUGAGGCAUUGGUUGAAACAAGUGAAGAAUCUGCCUCAACAUCUAGAAAACGACCAAGAUUAGAUACAGAUGUUACAUUGUUGAGGUCUGGCCUAUACCUCGAGGAUUGCUGGCAAAGUGACUUGUAUUAUAGAUGCUACGUAUGCUGUACAGUAGCAUUUGUGGACAAAUAUUGUAUUCAUAGGAUGAAAUAUCAAAAACGCAUUUUUAUGUAACAUGUAUAGGAUACAGUGAUUUUUUAUAGAUUAGUAUAAUAUUUAAUAGUUAUAUUGACUAGGUUAUGGUUAAUUAAAUACAGUAUUCUACAUGAAAAUAAUUUGUGAUUAUAAAAUCGUA